CCUUGCCUAGGGAAGGGGAGGAAGGGAAGGCUGCAGCCUGAUGACCUACCUGAAGGGGAUGAGCCAGAUAGUGUGCGUCUUGGAACCUGAGGCCUGGAAAGAAAGAAGGCAGUGUGGGCAGAAAGGUAACUAGAGUUCAGGUCACCUGGUCUUAAUCCCAUGUGGGUAUUUUUCUGCAACUCAUCAUCCCUCCUGUACUAACAAUAUCCAGCACUCCUGGAGCAGGGCCCCUGAGGAUUUCACACUGAAAUCACUCCUGAAGACUCGACUUGCUUGCAAGUGUGUUGCAUACUUUCUACGGUGGCGGUGGCAGGAGCCGGUCCACCUAGCAUUCCCCGUGGCUUCCAAGCAUGGCUGGCUACCUGAGUGAAUCAGACUUUGUGAUGGUGGAGGAGGGCUUCACCACCAGAGACCUGCUGGAGGAGCUGACCCUGGGGGGCUCACAGGAUGAAGGGGCCUCCUUCUUUGUGGCCGACCUGGGAGAUGUGGUGAAGAAGCACCUUCGUUUUCUGAAGAGCCUGCCCCGUGUCAGACCCUUCUAUGUCGUCAAGUGCAACAGCAGCCCCGGGGUGCUGAGGGCCCUGGCAGAGCUGGGGCUGGGGUUCAGUUGUGCUAAUAAGGCAGAGAUGGAGCUGCUGCAGCACAUUGGGGUCCCUGCCCACAAGAUCAUCUACACCAGCCCAUGCAAGCAGGCUGCCCAGGUGAAGCAGGCUGCCAGUCUUGGCAUUAGAGUGCUCAGCUUUGACAACGAGGUGGAGCUGGCGAAAGUGGCGAGGUCCCAUCCCACUGCCAGGAUGGUUUUACGCAUUGCCACAGAUGACUCCUGUUCUCCUGCCUGCCUGAGCAUGAAACUCGGUGCUACUCUGAAGUCUUGUAGACACCUGCUAGAAACUGCCAAGAAGAUGAACAUGGAGGUGGUGGGUGUUAGUUUCCAUGUUGGAAGUGGCUGCUCCUCCGACCCUCAGGCCUUUACUCAAUCCAUCGCAGAUGCUCGCCUGGUGUUUGAAAUGGGGACUGAGCUGGGCUACCGGAUGCACAUCCUGGAUCUUGGAGGUGGCUUUCCUGGCACUGAGGACUCCAAAGUCAGAUUUGAAGAGAUGGCUUCUGUGAUCAACUCAGCCUUGGACAUGUACUUUCCUGAAGGCUGUGGAGUGGAUAUUCUGGCUGAGCCUGGACGUUAUUACGUGGCCUCUGCUUUUACCUUGGCCAUCAGGAUUGUUGCCAAGAAGGACAUUCCAUCAGAUCAGGCUGGCUCGGAUGAGGAAGAUGGGGCCUCUCCCAAGAGUAUCGUGUACCAUAUUUCUGAGGGUGUCUAUGGAGCCUUCAACUGUGUCUUCUUUGACAACGCUUGUCCCAUGCCCAUCUUGCAGAAGAAACCAUCUCCAGAUCAGCGUGUGUAUAGCAGCAGUCUCUGGGGCCCAACCUGUGAUGACUUGGACCGGGUGGCUGAGGUCUGGCUGCCAGAGCUGCAGCCAGGUGAUUGGCUCAUCUUUGAGAACAUGGGAGCCUACACUGUGAGCAUGACAGCCUCCUGCAGUGGGCGCCAAACCUGCCAGACUACUUAUGCCAUGUCUAGAGUCACCUGGGAAGCAGUGCGAGGCAGGCUUUUGCCUUCAGAAGAGGACGCAGAGGACAUGUGUAAACCCCUGUCCUGCGGCUGGGAGAUUGCAGACACUCUGUGUGUGGGCCCUGUCUUUGCUCCUACCAGCAUCAUCUGAGCUGCCCUCCAGUCUUCCCUCUGUCUCUUCUUGGCCCUGCUCCCCUACCUGAGAAUGGGCUGGUAGGGGGGUGGCUGCGGAAGCGGAUGGAUGCCUUCCAGGGAGGUGGGGGGAGGAGGUGGGGAACCUCUCUGAGGAGGCAAGGACUCUUGUGACCUCUGGGCCCUGUCCCCCCGAACCCCAUCUCUAGUGUUUCUGCCCUGUAAGUAGACCCAGUCUUACAAUCGCUGUAGUUAAAGUAUGCAACAUAAAUCCUGUCCCUUCCAAUGGUGUCUGUGUCCUCUCCAGUGCCAGUAAGUUCUGUCUACCUUCCUGGUCUGUCUUCUGUCUGUCCUUUCCCUCCCCUCCCCCAGCUUCUGCUGCUGGCUCCCACUUAUCCUCUUCUCUGUAAAUACAUACUAAUAAAUAUUUAGGUUUUAAUAUCUUGAGCAGAGUUGUGUCUGCCACUGUCUGGGGGUAAGUGGGCUAGUCCCUGCAUGGCCUUAGGCCAAGGCGGGAUCUGAGUUUGAUGGGGAACUCUAUCUCUUCUCUGCCCCAGUCUUCACUCUAGCCCAAAGCAGGCCUACCUUGAUUAGACAGACACUGCUUGGGUGGUAGGAUGGAAAGAUUUGGAGUGAAAGGGACUGCUGCAUGUGUGAUCUUGGAGAAAUUACUUUCCUUCUCUGAUCCUCAGUUUCCUCAUCUGUAAAAUAUGAGUAUUAGCCUAAAUAAAUAUCUCUUUCCUAUCUCCUCUUCUCUUCAUGAUUCCACAACCAAGGUGCAUUGAUUAAAAAAAGAUUAAUUUCUCAUGAUUAAAGAAUUGUAUGCAAUUA
Messenger RNA from Phascolarctos cinereus (koala), 2530 nucleotides. RefSeq names its product antizyme inhibitor 2 (gene AZIN2). Gene Ontology annotation, cellular component: cytoplasm. Lineage: Eukaryota; Metazoa; Chordata; Mammalia; Diprotodontia; Phascolarctidae. Gene Ontology annotation, biological process: positive regulation of catalytic activity; negative regulation of protein catabolic process; positive regulation of polyamine transmembrane transport. Gene Ontology annotation, molecular function: ornithine decarboxylase activator activity; catalytic activity. The record is from RefSeq and is a predicted model, not a curated record.